AUGUUUCGUCAUUUCGUUGUCAUCCUGACCUUGGUUGCGUCAUGUUUCGCAGUGGCAAUUCCCACCACAUAUGCCGUUGAUGGUACGCAUACUGGUACCAAGAGACAAACAGGCUCCCCACGACCAUUUCGACGCAAUAUCCUUGACCUUCAGAAGGACGUCCCAUCAUGGUCUCUAUAUAUACAAGGUCUCAAUGCUCUCCAGGAUAAGUCAGAAGACUUCUUCCUCUCUUAUUUCCAGAUUGCUGGUAUCCACGGACGACCAUAUUACCCUUGGGGUGACGCUGCCCAGGCUCCAGGAGCACCAACAACCGGUUACUGUACCCAUAAUUCUGUUCUCUUUUUGCCAUGGCAUCGACCUUACCUAGCUUUGUACGAGCAAUUAAUAGGUGCCACUGUCCAAGAUCUUGUCAAAACAUACCCACCAGCUCUGCAAGCCACCUACCAAACCGCUGCGAACAAUUUCCGUAUUCCGUACUGGGACUGGGCGGCCAUCCCGACUAUGCCAGCUGUCGUCAACCAGCCUACAAUCACCAUUACGACAGGCUCAGGAGUUCAGAGUGUCAGAAAUCCAUUAUAUCGGUAUAAUUUCCAAAAUUUCCCCCUCGACCCGACCUACUUCCCCUCCGAUAGUGGCGUAGUUGGAGAUGCGUGGUUGGCGAAAUACCCAUACACAGUGCGAGGUGCUCCAGACUACCUUAAUUCACCGUCUGAUCCUAAUCGUGCAAACAACGCAUUGCUGAAUAGUAAUCUCAAGGGCAGCACUUACUAUGCUUUGGUCAAGCCUACUACAUUCAAUGAGUUUGGAACUACUGCAACACAGGGUACUUCCAUUGAGGCGGUUCAUAAUCAAGUACAUGGCUGUAUUGGACUGACAGGUGGUCAUAUGUCGAUCUUGAGCUAUUCUGCUUUCGAUCCUAUCUUCUGGCUCCAUCAUGCCAAUGUGGACAGACUAUUCGCUCUCUACCAAGCAAUCAAUCCUAACACCUACGUGACUCCACAGAUCGACCAAUUCGGCACGUAUGCACUGACGCCAAAUACACUGGAUACACUCACCACCCCCCUGGCGCCAUUUGCUCCAACAGGUGCUGGACCUUAUUUUACGUCCACAUCAGCCCGUCUGACGAGCACUUUUGGCUACACAUACCCUGAGAUCCAGGACUGGAGUCAAUCACCAGCACAAUUGAAGGCCAACGUUACCGCUGCCAUCAAUAGGCUUUACGGUCCGACUGGAGCUCGUAUCAAAUCUAGAACAGAGAUGGAAUCGACAAAACAAGUCCCAAAGAAGCAAGUGACCGAAUGGUCAGUUGGAGUUAGGGUAUCAAAGUUCGAUCUCCGCGGCGAGCGCUUCAUCAUCCGGGUAUUUCUAGACACAGUCCCAGAGGACCCUAACGACUGGCCUGUGUCCUCGAGUUGUGUUGGAUCAUUCACAGUGUUUCCACCUCCACAUUUUGGCGGCGAACCGUAUCCUGAAGUCAUCGCAUACUCUGAAGUCAGUUUGGUGGAAGGAUUGGCUCAGCUGGGCAGAAACGCGAAUGAUGCUCACGGUGUGAGAAAGUUCUUGAGAAGGGCUCUGCAAUGGAGAGUCCAAAAGUUUGAUGGAACUGUCGUCCCAGUAGAACAUGUACCUAGCUUGAGCGUCAGAGUACAGGAGGAGCUGGUCACCACGGGUGGAGACAUCACCGAGCUGCCCAGCUAUGGAAAAGUGACUGUACAUGCAGACGUUACUAGUGGUCGUGCUGGAGGAUACGCCGAAGCCUAG
This is a messenger RNA of Cadophora gregata, 1761 nucleotides long. RefSeq lists its product as uncharacterized. Gene Ontology annotation, molecular function: oxidoreductase activity. The transcript is spliced from 9 exons. NCBI's taxonomy places the organism in Eukaryota, Fungi, Ascomycota, Leotiomycetes, Helotiales, Ploettnerulaceae. The coding region runs from base 1 to 1761 and encodes 586 amino acids. The record is from RefSeq and is a predicted model, not a curated record.